Molecule: messenger RNA, 558 nt
Organism: Letharia columbiana
Lineage: Eukaryota; Fungi; Ascomycota; Lecanoromycetes; Lecanorales; Parmeliaceae
Exons: 3
Coding region: 1-558 (185 amino acids)
Source: RefSeq, a predicted model, not a curated record
AUGAUGAUCUCUUUUUCGUCCAUCCACUUCGUCCAAGCCGCCCUCCUCCUCAUCCACAUAUAUUCAGCAGCAGCAGAACUCUCCGAAGACUUCUGCGAUCGCGCCACUUACGGUCAACCCAAUCAUUCCACAUGCAUCGCCCUUCUAUACGGAAAUCCAACACAUCGCGGUGCAGGCAUCUACAACAUCGAUAGUGAUGAGCACGGCUUCUUUCUGCCAUACUUCGGCCGCAGCGCUGAUUUCACUAUCAACCAAUGGAGGCAUCGAAUUACACUACCUGCGGUGUGGCAUAAUGACGGAUGCAAAAUCGCCCUAUUGGUCGAACCAGGCCCUAUGGGCGGAUUCACCACCGAUAGUGGAUCAUGGGCUGAGAUUGCGGAUAGGGGGAAAGCACUGCUAGAUUAUUGUUUGUUGGGAAGGCGGGCACCGGCAAUCUGGGGUGGCGGUGUGGGACACGCAGGCACUCACGGACCCGGCGGUCUGGUCGGUGUCGACUGGAAUGAAACAACCGCCAAUUUGAGUGCCAGCGGCCGGAUUGGAAUUCUCAGCCACGCAUAA